AUGAUAUUCACUGCUUUUUCUGUAACUUUAAAUGAAUGUCCCAUACCUAUAGAGAAUUGCUUAUCAUGCAGAACUGAUAAUCCAUAUGGAUGUGAAAUAUGUGAAGGAGGGUAUUAUGUUAAAGAUGAUAAAUGUUCAAAGUGUAUAGAUAACUGUUUAACUUGCAGGAAUGCUACGACAUGUGACGCAUGUAGUAAUGGCUAUUAUGAAAGUAUAGGUAAAUGUAAUAAAUGUACGCCUGGCUGUACAGAAUGUAGUGAUGCUAACACCUGUUCUGAAUGUAAAACUGGUUUAUAUUUGGAAAAUAACAAAUGCAUGAGAGAAGUGUAUUGUGAUAUUUUUCAAAAAGGAUGUUUGAAAUGCAAACAAGAUUAUACAACAUGUCUUUCAUGUAUAUCUGGUUAUUAUUUAAACAAUAAUUCUUGCAUAAAAUGUGCACCUGACUGUAGAGAAUGUAGUGAUGCUACUACUUGUACUGAAUGUGAUUCUUCUUAUUAUCUUGAAGAAGGUAAAUGCUUAAUACAAGUGGAGUGUAGUCCUUAUGAAAUAGGAUGUUUGGAAUGCAAACAAGAUCAAACAUCAUGUCUUUUAUGCACAUAUGGUUAUUAUUUGGACAAUAAUUCUUGCACGAGAUGUGCACCUGGCUGCACAGAAUGUAGUGGGGCUAACACUUGUUCUGAAUGUAGAACUGGUUAUUAUAUGGAAAAUAAUUUAUGCUUAAAAGAAGCGGAGUGUAGUGCUUAUGAAAUAGGAUGUUUAAAAUGCAAACAAGAUCAAACAUCAUGUCUUUCAUGCACACCUGGUUAUUAUUUAAACGGUAGUACUUGCACAAAAUGUAUACCUGAUUGUACAAAAUGUAAAGAUGCUAUUUGUUAUAAAUGUAAUACUGGUUAUUAUUUGGAAAAUAAUACAUGCAUAAUAGAAGCGGAGUGUAGUGCUUUUGAAAUAGGAUGUUUGAAAUGCAAACAAGAUCAAACCACGUGUGUUUCAUGCACACCUGGUUAUCAUUGGGACAGAGGUACUUGCACAAAAUGUACACCUGGCUGUACAGAAUGUAAUGAUGCUAUUUGUUCUGAAUGCAAAACUGGUUUAUAUUUGGAAAAUAACAAAUGCAUGAGAGAAGUGCUAUGUGAUAUUUUUCAAUUGGGAUGUUUGAAAUGCAAACAAGAUUAUCAAACGUGUCUUUCAUGCAUAUCUGGUUAUUAUUUGGACAAUUAUUCUUGCAUAAAAUGUGCACCUGACUGUAGAGCAUGUAGUGAUGCUACUACUUGUACUGAUUGUUAUAAUGGUUAUUAUCUUGAAGAAGGUAAAUGCUUAGAACAAGUGGAGUGUAGUCCCUAUGAAAUAGGAUGUUUGGAAUGCAAACAAGAUCAAACAACAUGUCUUUUAUGCAAAUAUGGUUAUCAUUGGGACAAUAAUUCUUGCACGAGAUGUGCACCUGGCUGCACAGAAUGUAGUGGGGCUAACACUUGUACUGAAUGUAGAACUGGUUAUUAUCUAAAUGGUAAAACAUGUACUAAAUGUGAUACUAACACCAACUUGAAAUACAUUAAUGGUAACAAAUGUGUUGAUUGUGCAACUGGAAAAAUUAAAACAGAUGGAACUUGUGAUACACCAGAAUACGCAUGUGGAAGUGGAUGUGCUACAUGUAUUAAAUUUGUUGAAAGUAAAACAGUAAAAUGCAUUAAAUGCACUGCAACAACUGAUUACAUCAAUCUUGAUGGAACAUGUUCAAAAACUUGCAAAACUGGUAAAGCUGAUAAAGAUAAAAUGAUGUGUGAAAAAUGCACUAUUAAUGGGUGUGAAACUUGUCAAACAGUUGGAAACGCUGAACAAUGCACCAAUUGUGGAACCAAAUACAUUUCUACCAACAAACUUUCGUGUGUUGAUAAAUGCACCACUGGUAAACCAGUUGAGACUCCAAUUAAAAAGUGUGACGCUUGUCAAACUGAGAAUUGUGAUGUUUUUGAUAAAGACGACAAGGGCACUCAAUGCAAGACCAAUUUCUAUCUUGUGGCUGACACUUCGAAAUGUGUUGAUAAGUGUCCAGAAGGCUAUAUGACAGAUGAAACAAAUAAUAAAUGCAUUAAAUGUACCGUUGAAGGUUGCGCAACUUGUGAAAAGUUAAAUACAUGCACUGCAUGUAUGGCUGAAUACAAGUUGGAGGGAGGAAAAUGCAAUGGAGCUAAUGCCGUUUUCGCAAUUAUGGCUUUAGUUGUUAUGGCAUUCUUAUUCUAA
This is a messenger RNA of Entamoeba invadens IP1, 2238 nucleotides long. RefSeq lists its product as hypothetical. Lineage: Eukaryota; Evosea; Mastigamoebida; Endamoebidae. The record is from RefSeq and is a predicted model, not a curated record. The transcript has a single exon. Bases 1 to 2238 code for a protein of 745 amino acids.